Messenger RNA from Taeniopygia guttata (zebra finch), 1433 nucleotides. Its product is annotated as 11-beta-hydroxysteroid dehydrogenase 1. Gene Ontology annotation, cellular component: intracellular membrane-bounded organelle; endoplasmic reticulum membrane. Gene Ontology annotation, biological process: steroid catabolic process. NCBI's taxonomy places the organism in Eukaryota, Metazoa, Chordata, Aves, Passeriformes, Estrildidae. Gene Ontology annotation, molecular function: steroid binding; 11-beta-hydroxysteroid dehydrogenase (NADP+) activity. The record is from RefSeq and is a predicted model, not a curated record.
CAAAAUUCUGCAUUUUAAUGUAGGACAGGAAAUAUGAAAAGAGCCGGGCAGAACCCAAACAGCCCCGCCGGCCAGGCCGAGCAGCAGGGAGCGAACCAAAGGCUUUGCCUGGCUCAUCCAUCCGCCCACCUGGGAUUUUCCAGGCUCUGGAAGCCGCAGCUCCUCUGCUAACAAGUUUUUAAAGGGUCACACUGCUGCUUCCCUCAGCAGCAGCUCUGCAGAGGGAUUUUUGUUCCUUCCUUCUCUCCCGUGCUGCAUUUCCUGACUCCACAGUGGGAUGGGUCGGUUGAAAAAGAUUCUCAUUCCCUCUCUGGGAUUGGUUUUGGCCUUCUGGUUCUAUUCUGCGAGGGACACUUUCAAACCGGAGAUGCUGCGGGGCAAGCGGGUGAUCGUGACGGGAGCCAGCACGGGCAUCGGGGAGCAGAUGGCUUAUCACCUGGCCAGGAUGGGCUCCCACGUCCUGCUCACGGCACGCACAGAGGCCAGGCUGCAGAACGUGGUGCGGCGCUGCCUGGAGCUGGGAGCAGCCUCGGCGCGCUUCGUCAGCGGCACCAUGGAGGACACGGCCUUCGCCCAGCACGUGGUGAGGGAGGCCCAGGCUGUGCUGGGAGGCCUUGACAUGCUGAUCCUUAACCACGUCGGUGCAUCCUACUUUGGCUUUUUUGAUGGGGACGUGGAGCACGUCCGAAAGCUCCUGGAAAUCAACUUCCUCAGCUACGUGGCCAUGACCACGUCAGCCCUGCCCAUGCUGAAGGAGAGCGAGGGCAGCAUCGUGGUGGUUUCAUCCAUGGCAGGUAAAGUCGGGUUCCCCUUUACCGUCCCCUACUCUGCGACUAAGUUUGCCCUGGAUGGAUUUUUCAGCUCCCUGAGGCAGGAGUUCGCCAUUCAGAGCAUCAAUGUUUCCAUCACGCUCUGCAUCCUCGGCUUCAUCGACACGGAACGCGCAGUGCGCGCUGCCGCGGAGGUGCUGGCGGAGCGUCCGGCGCCGCGGGACGAGUGCGCGCUGGAGAUCCUCAAGGGCGCGGCGCUGCGCCGGAGGGAGCUCUACUACCGCUACAGCUCCACGCGGCUGCCGCUGCUGCUGCGGGACUGCGCCGCCGAGCUGCUCGACUACCUGGUGCGGAGCCGCUACCGCCUGCCCGCGACCCCCGGAGCCCCCCGCCCGCAGCACUGAGCCGCGGCCCCGCAGGGUCCCCGGAGGGUCCCCGCAGGGUCCCCGGUCCCGGAGGGUCCCCGGAGGGUCCCCGGCCCCGGGAAGGUCCCCGGCCAUCCCCGUUCCUGGCCGCCGUCGCCGCCGCCCGGUUCGUGAUGCGCUGGCGGCACCCGCAGGGACAGAGCGGGACCCGCAGCGGCGGCUCCGCGCCCUGAUCGCCCCGCCCGGCCGCGGAACACUCGUUGUUGAGCUAAUUUUUAAAUAAAGUGUAUUAACCGGA